AUGGCCGAAGCGCCACCUUCAGAGAUAUCGCCAGAAAUCUUCGAGGCGAUGUGUAAAUACAAUGAAGAACUGAAUGAUGCGGGCGUCUUACUACAGGCGGAAGGCCUCCGACCGACCUCAGUUGACAGCUAUCGGCUUAAAUACUCAACUGACAAUGUCCCGGAAGUGGUUCCAGGGCCAUUCAACGUCACUACCGAAACUCACAUCUGUGACUGGUGGAUUGUACGGACCAGGAACGCAGAUGAGGCUCUUGAUUGGGCAAAGAAAAUCCCAAUGCAAUCCGGAGAGAUCGUGGUACGACGAAUUGGAUGUAUGGAGGAAUUGGGUGAAGGUUACACAAGGGAUCUGCAAAGGAGGGAGGCCAAAUUGAGGCUUGACACGGCAAAGAGGGUCAUGGAACUUGCUGAGAAGAAACAACUCGAUUGA
Trichoderma citrinoviride is the source of this 426-nucleotide messenger RNA. RefSeq lists its product as hypothetical. The transcript has a single exon. The record is from RefSeq and is a predicted model, not a curated record. Lineage: Eukaryota; Fungi; Ascomycota; Sordariomycetes; Hypocreales; Hypocreaceae. The coding region runs from base 1 to 426 and encodes 141 amino acids.